AUGAUGGAUGGCUUAACAUUUGACAAUAAUAAUAAUAAUAUUAUUAAAUGUCGAGUAUGUGGAUCAUUAUCAACUUCAACAAUGAUGACAAUAAGAUUUAAAAGUUUGAUUGGGUCAACUUUCAUUAGACAUACAAUAUUUCGAUAUGCAAAAGAGUUAAACAACAACAACAACAACAACAACAACAACAACAAGGAUUUGAAUCUCCAUGUUGAUGGACAAAGUGGUUCACUUUCAGGUAAAGAUAUCAUUAAUUUGUCUUGGCUUGAAAUGAUAUCAGUGUUUGCAAUGCCAUGGAACUUUAUCAAACAUUAUCUACCAGACAAAUAUCAAGUAUUGGUAAAGAGAAGAAUGGCUGUUUUUAGUAGAUAUUGUGCACAUCGAAAUGCAACAUUGUCAACACUCCAACAUCUAUUGGAAUGGUCACCUGAAUAUGAUCCACAAGAUCAAUACGAUUCUAUCCAUCAUAGAUUAAUCUAUAAUGUUGCAUCUAAAGGACAUAGAGAUAUAUUGGAAUUUCUUAGAGUGGUUACAUUUCAAUCUGUAAUGGAAAUUGUGGCCAAAAAUGGACAUUUACAUAUUUUGGAAUGGUUCCACUAUUAUAAAAUUAAGAAUAAUUAUUAUUCAUACCAAUCUUACACUGGCAAUCCAAUAGACAAUGCAAAAAGUCUAAAAAUAGUCCAAUUUCUUCACAAAAAUGGUUUUCGUGGUACAGCUGCCGCCAUUGAUAAUGCAUGUUUGAGAGGUGAUUUGGAUAUUGUCAAAUUCCUUUUUGAAAACCGUACAGAAGGUUGUACCCAACAAGCUAUCAUCAAUGCAUGUAGAAUUGGUAACUUUGAAAUGAUAAAGUUUAUUCUCAGCAACAUUUGGAAAGAGAAAUGUCCGUCUACUGCAGUGGAUGCGGUUAUUGGGACGAAUUGUAGUUUGGAAGUUUUAAUGUACCUCGACCAAGUAUGUACUAUUGUUGGGUUAGGUGAUGCAAGCUCAUAUCAUGGUCGACUAGACAUUAUCCAAUACUAUUAUCAACAUUAUCCACAAGAUAUUUUAUGGACACAGGUUGAUGAUUUAGUAGGAUUUGCAGCUAUGGAUGGUCAUUUAGACAUAUUACAGUUUAUUUGUGAAAAGUUUCCAGAAUCAAUAUUUAAACCAAAUACAAUGGACAUUGCUGUUGGAAAAGGAAAACUUGAAAUUGUCAAAUUUCUACACUUUAAUCGUAGCGAGGGAUGUACUACUAUGGCGAUGGACAAUGCUGCAUUGAAUAAUGAUUUAGAAACAGUUGAAUUUCUCCAUAAACAUCGAACUGAAGGUUCGACUUGUCUUGCUCUAUCCACACCCUCCAACAAAUUAAUUCCUCGUGUCGAAAUUGAAAAGGAAAUGACAAAAAUGAGAAUAGAUUAUGAUAAAGCACAUCAUUACUAUGAAAUUGUUGAACUAAUCAACCAAUAUUAUGGACCAUUUGAUUAA
Cavenderia fasciculata is the source of this 1464-nucleotide messenger RNA. RefSeq lists its product as uncharacterized. The coding region runs from base 1 to 1464 and encodes 487 amino acids. NCBI's taxonomy places the organism in Eukaryota, Evosea, Eumycetozoa, Acytosteliales, Cavenderiaceae. The record is from RefSeq and is a predicted model, not a curated record. Gene Ontology annotation, molecular function: protein binding. The transcript has 4 exons.